Molecule: messenger RNA, 852 nt
Organism: Marmota flaviventris (yellow-bellied marmot)
Lineage: Eukaryota; Metazoa; Chordata; Mammalia; Rodentia; Sciuridae
Gene: Acrv1
Product: acrosomal vesicle protein 1
Source: RefSeq, a predicted model, not a curated record
AUGAACCAGUUAAUCUUACUAAUGAGUUUUCAUCUGCUUGGAUCUGUUAGAGGAGCACCAGAUCAGCCUGAUGAGCCCCUGGGCUCAAUGGAUCAUCAAGCUCCAGUUCAGCAACUUUCAAGUGAAUACUUUUCACUUGCAAACCCUUCAGAUGUUGAUGCUUUAUAUGAUACUUCUUCAGGUGAGACUGUUUUAAGUGAGCAUGGUUCCAGCGAGCAUAGUGAAGGGGAGCACACUUCUGGUGAACAUGCUGAGAGCGAGCAUGCAAGUGAACAUGUAAACGAGCACACUUCAGGUGAACAGCCUUCAGGUGAAAUGUCAUCAGGUGAACCUGCUUCCAGUGAACAGCCUUCAGGUGAACAGCCUUCAGGUGAACACACUUCAAGUGAACAGCCUUCAGGAGAACAACCUGCAGGAGAACAACCUGUAGGAGAACAGCCUUCGGGAGAGCAGCCUUCGGGAGAACAGCCUUCGGGAGAGCAGCCUUCGGGAGAACAGCCUUCGGGAGAACAGCCUUCGGGAGAGCAGACUUCGGGAGAGCAGCCUUCAGGAGAACAUGGUUCAGGUGAACAGCUUUCAAGUACACCAUUUGCAAGCACAUCUCCAGGCACAAUGUUAAGUUGCUACACAUGCGCUUAUAUGACUGAGCAAGGAAAAUGCCUUCGUGGUGAAGGAGUCUGCACCACUCAGAAUUCCCAGCAGUGCAUGCUAAAGAAGAUCUUUGAAGGUGGAAAACUCCAAUUCAUGGUUCAAGGGUGUGAGAACAUGUGCCCAUCUAUGAACCUUUUCUCUCAUGGAACGAGGAUGCAAAUUAUAUGCUGUCGGAAUCAACCUUUCUGCAACAAGAUCUAG